This is a messenger RNA of Gymnodraco acuticeps, 1233 nucleotides long. Its product is annotated as IQ motif and SEC7 domain-containing protein 2-like. The coding region runs from base 1 to 1233 and encodes 410 amino acids. NCBI's taxonomy places the organism in Eukaryota, Metazoa, Chordata, Actinopteri, Perciformes, Bathydraconidae. The transcript has 6 exons. The record is from RefSeq and is a predicted model, not a curated record.
AUGUGGGAGGAAGAUUACCCUCAUGGUAUCAGACUGACGUCGGCGAACCCCGGCGGAGAGAGGAAGGUUCUGAUCGUCUUCACAGCGCCGAGUCAGCAGGACCGAGCUCGAUUCACCUCUGACCUCCGAGAGAGCAUCGCUGAGGUGCAGGACAUGGAGAAGUACCGCGUGGAGUCCGAGCUGGAGAAGCAGAAAGGAGUGAUGCGUCCCGGAGUGAUGGCGGGGGGAGGACCGGGAGGCGGGGGGGCGCCGGGAGGGGGGCCUAUAGGCGGCAUGAAGGGCGAGGCGGUGAACGGCAUUCUGGGUAGACCGAGCCUCGACGACACGUACGCCUCGGUGGACGGACUCAAACGCACCGCGCUCAGCUCCUCUCUGAGAGACCUCUCAGAAACAGGGAAGCGAGGUCGUAGGAACAGUGUCGGGUCAUUGGACAGUACCGUUGAAGGUUCCAUUAUUAGCAGCCCCCGGCCCCACCAGCAGCGCCCCCUGCUGGCCGGAGGUCUCCCCUACAGCAUGAUGGCCCCCUCGUCUCCAGCAGCUUACCGGCCACACCGCCCAACUCAGAGCCCCGGUACAGGGGUGGGGGGUGGGCCGGGGCUCUGUCACAACCCGGGGGGGAUCAGCACCUCCCCUCUCGUGAGCGGGGUAGGGGCUGGGGGAGGAGGCGGGAUGGUGGGGGUGGGAGGCCCGAGUGGCGGCGGCGGCCUGCUGGGGAACUUUUUUGGGAGCAGGAGAGGCAAAGUUCCCGUUCCUUUGACGAUGACGUCGCCUCCUCCUCAGGGUCCUCCCAGUCCUCUGAUGAUCUCCUCCCCCCCUCACUACCCCGCCCCCGCCCCCCCCAUCGCCCACCCAGCCUCCCCUUCCCCGUGCCCCUCCCCAUUGCCCAACCUCGCUCAGUCGGACUUGGGAGGGGUUGGAGGCCUCGGGCCGUCCAAGCUGCAGGCGCUGCACGCCCAGUAUUGCCACGGCAACAGUGGAGGAGGCGGAGUCAGUGGGAUCCAGCAAACAGCAGACUCCGCCCCCUCCCUACCACCACCACCACCGGUACCACAUGCAGAGCGCCCCCCCGCACCUCACCCUCUCUCACAGGUUCUCCGCCCCGCCCCGGCGGCAGGGUCCCCCCCCCUUCUCACCCCCCGCAGCACCAGCGGCUGCAGCAUGGCGGCGGACAGCACCCCCGCUACAAUCUGGGCUUCAUCACCCCCCCGCCACUCUCCCCUCACUCCCCCCUAA